This is a messenger RNA of Striga asiatica, 399 nucleotides long. The record is from the annotation of a GenBank genome assembly. NCBI's taxonomy places the organism in Eukaryota, Viridiplantae, Streptophyta, Magnoliopsida, Lamiales, Orobanchaceae.
AUGGAAAGUGAAGGCAUCAAGAGAGGCGAUGGGUCCGACUCGGUUUUCGAUGACUCGGUGACGGAGUCAAGAGAUAGUCGGAGUUGGGUAAGCAGGUCGAGUUCUGAUGAUUCUUCUCCGGUCCAAUUGAGCUGGUUUAUUGGAAAGACCACAGAAUUUUCAGACAAAUAUGUGUCUAAUCUAACAAGAGAACCCCCUUUGGAUGUUGGGUGUGUUGAUGAUAAUGAGGAGCAAAAAUUAGAACAGAUUUCAAAAGAAUCAGCAGAAGUGGAAUUGAUGAAAGAGAUGUUUUCAAAGCUGUUGCUUGGGGAAGACAUGUCUGGAAGUGGUAAAGGAGUUUGCCCCGCAUUCACCCUUUCCAACGCCAUCACCAAUCUGUAUGAUAAAUCUCAAACUUAA